AUGUCUAGAUCACGUUCGUCGACCACUACGCAAUCUCGUUCUUUGAAAGUCACAGGUGAAGAAAUUUGGAAGAACAAAACAGAGAAGAUAAAUACAGAACUAUUCGCUUUGACAUAUGGAGCCCUAGUGGCACAGUUAUUUGAAGACUACGAUAAUGACUAUUCGCUUAUUAAUGAGCGUUUGUUCUCUAUGGGGUACAAUAUUGGGGUGAGACUAAUUGAAGAUUUCUUGGCAAGGACGGCGUUGCCAAGAUGUGAAGAUAUGGUAAGAACUAGUGAAGUGAUAAGUAAAUGUGCUUUUAAGAUCUUCUUAAAUAUUACUCCUCAUGUGACUAAUUGGUCCAAUAAUAAGGAUUCGUUUUCGCUGAUUAUAGAAGACAAUCCUUUGAGUGAAUUUGUUGAACUACCCAUGAAUGCAAAGAAACAAAUAUGGUAUUCUAACGUUCUCUGUGGGGUACUCAAGGGUGCUUUAGAGAUGGUUCAAUUGGAUUGUGAUGUUUGGUUUGUUGCGGAUAUAUUAAAGGGAGAUCCACAAACUGAAUUGAAGAUUAAGUUAAAUAAGAUAUUAAAGGAUGAGAUUCCUAUUGGGGAUGACUAA
Messenger RNA from Naumovozyma castellii, 597 nucleotides. RefSeq names its product TRAPP complex core subunit BET3 (gene BET3). The coding region runs from base 1 to 597 and encodes 198 amino acids. The record is from RefSeq and is a predicted model, not a curated record. NCBI's taxonomy places the organism in Eukaryota, Fungi, Ascomycota, Saccharomycetes, Saccharomycetales, Saccharomycetaceae. The transcript has a single exon.